UAAGUAAUAAGGACAAGUUUUUCCCCACAUAGUAUUUCUUUUAAUUCUCUGGGAAUUUAUGCACUAUCCCUUAAACUGGGGUUGGUCUUGUUAGUUGGAAGAAUCCAGAUGUGAGUCAAACGCUCAACAUAAUUGCAAGAAGGGAGGAAUCUGCCAUCUCACACAUAAGGAAGGGACCCAAAGGAACUUACAAUACAAGAAGUUUCAUUACAAGAACUACAGAGCGAAGUGCCUCCUUGCGGAACACAUUUUCCUGUGUCAACAGCUGUCAAGAAGAAACAUCCUCUGUGGGACGAUGAGGGACAAAAAGAUCAGCCUUCCAGCAAAACUGAUCAAUGGUACGAAUAAACUGGGCUUGAGGGGAGUGGAACGCAUGUCUGGUGAUUUUGUGAGCAGAUGCCAGAACUGGCAAGGUGGAGUCUACACUGGAAUGCGGGAUUGUUUGGUGAAAACCAUUCGCUUGGAGGGGUUCUUCGGCAUGUAUCGAGGAGCUGCUGUAAACCUGACUCUGGUCACUCCUGAAAAAGCAAUCAAGCUGGCAGCCAAUGAUUUCUUCCGACAGUUGCUCUCCCAGGAUGGAAAACAGUUGACAUUGGUGAGGGAGAUGCUUGCCGGCUGCGGAGCUGGGACUUGUCAGGUGGUGGUCACAUCCCCAAUGGAAAUGUUGAAGAUCCAGCUCCAGGAUGCUGGACGGCUGGCCGCACAUCAGCAGAAGGCGUUGAGACAGGAUGGUCCAGCUGCUCCCACCACCCACCCACCGCCAGGACAGCCUCAUGCUUCCGGGUCUACGGCAGCCUCCAAACGGCCCUCUGCCAUUGUGAUUGCCAGAGAACUCCUGCAAACCCAGGGACUAGCAGGCCUGUAUAAAGGGCUGGGGGCCACCCUCCUCAGGGAUGUCCCUUUCUCCGUUAUAUAUUUCCCACUCUUUGCAAACAUCAACAAACUGGGGCAGAAGCGUCACGAAGAAAAAGCUUCUUUCUUGCACUCCUUCAUGUCUGGCUGCGUGGCAGGAUCUGUGGCUGCGGUGGCAGUGACCCCGCUGGAUGUUUUAAAAACCCGAAUUCAAACGCUCAAGAAAGGCCUGGGUGAGGACACCUAUAAUGGGAUCAUUGACUGUGCCAGGAAGGUCUGGAUUCACGAGGGCCCAGCUGCCUUCAUGAAAGGGGCUGGAUGCCGUGCGCUGGUGAUCGCGCCUCUGUUUGGCAUAGCUCAAGGGGUCUAUUUCAUUGGCAUUGGAGAAUACAUUUUGGGGGCCUUCCAGUAGCACCCACUUCAACCGAGCCGACCACGGUUCAGGAUUGCAUCGGUUCUCCAAACAGACUGUUGGAAAGACAGCAAGACUGUCCUGCAAACAUAUAUAGACAGACUGCAAGCAAGAUGUGCGGCUUCUCUGCCCCAGGAAGAGAAUGCUCAGUGCUCCAUCAUGACGUGGAUAUUUGGCAAAAGUUAACCCCUUAUUGUCCUUAGGGCUGCAAUCUGAUGUUAAUGCAAUUGAGUGAACCAUUGCACUUAUUGUACCUGCAGAAAUGGGAACAGGAAGGAGCAGAAGCAGCUCUCUUCUAAUUGGACAGACGGCUAUUCUUAAAACCAAAUUAUCUAGUGUUUGAUCCUGAAAACAAGAUAUAGGACAGCAGCAGAGGUAGCCAAAGCCACAAGCCACUCUUAAUGGAGGCGGGGAGAUUCAGAGAACUCCUGCCCAUUUAACCACGUGCUUUCUUUUUCUUGCCCAGUUUCUCUGAAAAUGGGGGAGGAUGAGAGAAGACUGUAGUGAUCACAUGGAAACCAUCCAGGGUUAAAUAGCAAUUAUGUGCUGGUUUGGUUCAUACUACCACUGAAAGUCAGGUCAGACAAGACUGAACAAGGUUAGCUUCUCGAAGUGGCCUUUUCCUUUGUAUCAGAGCUUGUUUAGUGGCUGGAAAGCACUAAUUGCAAUCGGAAGCAGACACAAGUAUUAACAGAGAGGCUUAUAAAUUGUAGAACGACACAGGCUUCUUUUACAGGAGUUGUCAUUGACCAAGUCAGACUGUUUGUUCAUCCAAGCCUCUGUUUCGACUGGCAAUAGCUCACGUCUGCAGCAAAAUCUUUAAGUGCUCCUAUGCAUGGUGCUUGAACCUGGAACCUUCUACUGAGUUAUGACUAUUUAUACAUUACCUGCGUUAACAGAACACAUAUUUUAUGUGGUGCUUUUCUCUGGUGCCUGCAGGUCGAGUUGUACAACUAGACCUUCUACAUUUCUGCUAUGGCACGUUCUCUGUACAACAUUUUCAUGGGAAGCACGGCCUUAUUCCACAGAGCCAGCUCGCUAUUUAUUUUUGAAGAGGCUUUGCCCACUUUCUUUUCACUGUCUGUCAAUAACACAAUAAGCACAGCCUUUUGUCUCGCUGCAUAUGUUUCUACUGUGGCACACGGCUUCAGUGGGUAGGGAACAGUUAUGGGCCGUCAACAAGCAUAAGUUGGGGUCAUAGCAAUAUACACCAAGAAGAGUUUAUUUUUUAACAGUCUGAGUUGACAUGCUAAAAAUGUUUGUUCUAAAGAAGAACCACUGGCCAAGAGGAAGUGACUAACAGUGCAACACCGAAGGGGGGUGGGGGGCAGAAAGGGCUCUGCAACUGGCAUGACCUCCACAUUGGUGUCAAUGCCCCCUUACACUGAUGUAAGAGAAAUCUACACUGCCACAGGGCCAGUUGUGCCAAUGCGAUGCCUGGGUGCUGCCCAAGCCUUUGCGCUGGCGCUCCUCUAAUGCAGGAGCCCAUGCCAGCAUUGAUGGGGUGUUUAGGGGGUGCAACCAUCUUUAGUUGGCUUUCAGCCCCCUUUGGAUGGCAUGCAUUACAGCAUCAAAAAGGUAGGCGCAGUCCACUGACCUGCAUAUGGGUUUGCACGGCAGCCGGGGAUUUUUUUUUGUGUGCAAUUUUUGUGCUUGCCGUAGCACCUGAAACUUUUUUGGAGAUGGACUGGGUGCAGCAGAGAUUUGCUGUCCCCUGCUGCCGUGCAACUACCAACCCCUUUGGAUUGGGCUGCUGUUCUUUGCACAAGCAAACAGAAGAGCUGCAUCCACCAGUGACCUCCCAACAGAAGAGGAAACAAAUCCUGCAACUCUAUUAUAGUAUUACAAAUGGGGAAUUCUUUCAUCAUCAUCUUUAACUCUCAGGAUACAACAGGAAGAGUCAACGUGGCUUAAAACAAUGAAAUUUUGGAACACUGGCUGAAGCUAGGUAAUCUUUUGUUGGGGGGAUUUUACCCACAGUCCUUUUGCUUUAAUAGGUGAGGCUGGGAUAGAACUAUAAGGUAGAUAAUUACUAUUUCUGCUAAUUUUCAAUAAAAUUAUAACAA
This is a messenger RNA of Sphaerodactylus townsendi, 3330 nucleotides long. It is a transcript of the gene SLC25A18, whose product is annotated as solute carrier family 25 member 18. Gene Ontology annotation, molecular function: L-glutamate transmembrane transporter activity; L-aspartate transmembrane transporter activity. Gene Ontology annotation, biological process: aspartate transmembrane transport; malate-aspartate shuttle; L-glutamate transmembrane transport. Lineage: Eukaryota; Metazoa; Chordata; Lepidosauria; Squamata; Sphaerodactylidae. The record is from RefSeq and is a predicted model, not a curated record.